Molecule: messenger RNA, 541 nt
Organism: Cyanistes caeruleus (blue tit)
Lineage: Eukaryota; Metazoa; Chordata; Aves; Passeriformes; Paridae
Source: RefSeq, a predicted model, not a curated record
UAAAAACUACGAACACUCAUAUGUCUCUUAUUGUUCAGAAAUGGCACCUCGUAAGGGCAAGGAGAAGAAGGAAGAACAGGUCAUCAGCUUGGGACCACAGGUUGCUGAAGGAGAGAAUGUGUUUGGCGUUUGCCACAUCUUUGCCUCCUUCAAUGACACUUUCGUCCAUGUGACUGAUCUGUCUGGCAAGGAAACCAUCUGCCGUGUGACCGGUGGGAUGAAGGUGAAGGCCGACAGGGACGAGUCCUCUCCCUACGCAGCCAUGCUGGCAGCCCAGGACGUUGCCCAGAGGUGCAAGGAGCUGGGCAUCACCGCCCUGCACAUCAAGCUGCGUGCGACUGGGGGCAACAGGACCAAGACUCCUGGACCUGGUGCCCAGUCAGCCCUGAGAGCUCUGGCUCGCUCUGGAAUGAAGAUUGGCCGCAUUGAGGAUGUCACCCCCAUCCCCUCCGACAGCACUCGCAGGAAGGGUGGUCGCCGUGGACGUCGUCUGUAACCAGCACAGCACCUUCUGUUAUUAAAGCUCUCUUAAACCUCUCUU